This is a messenger RNA of Entamoeba invadens IP1, 489 nucleotides long. RefSeq lists its product as hypothetical. The transcript is spliced from 2 exons. Gene Ontology annotation, cellular component: cytoplasm. Lineage: Eukaryota; Evosea; Mastigamoebida; Endamoebidae. The record is from RefSeq and is a predicted model, not a curated record. Gene Ontology annotation, biological process: signal transduction; regulation of GTPase activity. Bases 1 to 489 code for a protein of 162 amino acids.
AUGAAAAAAGUGUUUGGUGUGCAGUUGGAAGAUGUUGAAUUGUAUGAAGGUGUACCAAAACCCGUGUAUGACACAUUAUGUUAUUUUCACCAUCAUCCGGAUCUUUUAGAAACAGAAGGGCUUUUUCGAGUUUCUGGGAGUUUAACAAACAUUUUAGAGAUCAAAAAGUUGUACAACGAAGGACAACAAGUCGAUCUUGAAAAAUAUGACGUCCACACCGUGUCGGCAACGUUCAAAGCGUUUUUUAGAGAAUUACCUGAAAGUCUUGUGACUGCGGAAAAUACCGACUUGUUUCUGGUGUUCAUCGAGUUGGAUCAAAAAUUUAAUCAAGACAAAAACAAAACUAUUACAAAACUACAAAAUGUACUAAACGAAUUACCACUCGUUUAUCUGAAUGUCUUGAAAACUUUAAUUCAAUUUCUCGUGCUGGUGGAACAAAAGAAAGAUAUUAACAAAAUGGAUUCGAAGAAUUUGUCACUCAGUUUGUAA